AGGUCUCAUUUGCAUUGUAAAUAUUGCAACAGAUAAUUUCCCAUAGUAAAAACUUGUAAUUAGUGCGUCCAGUAAAUCUGUCUAAUAGGAAGUAAACAGAGUAUAAAAAUCCGUGACAAUGAUCGUUAAACUUCAUUUGCAAAUUAAAAGUUAUUCUAUAUAGAUCUUUGAUAUUUAAGUUACAGCCUCAGCACGUUUUCACUUCAUUUGUUAUUUUCUCUCAAUUCCGAUGUGAACAAAUAAAAGAGUUAAACAUGUGUAUGUCUGAAAAGUGACCUUGACCAGCUUACUUUGUAAAGCAUCAUCAUUAAUUUUUGAAUAACCAACAAUUAAUUAAACAUUCGCGAAAAAAAAAUAAUAAAGAGGAAAAAAAUUAACAUGUCAUUCAACUUAAAUCUUUUGAUCGUUAAGGUCUUAGUUAAGCUUGAGUGUUGAGUAAAAAUAAAAAAGUCAAGCAGUUACAAUCUACACAUCAGUCAGUGAACAUUAACAUUAGGAAAAAAGUAAAUUUCGUGUUUAAGUUCUCCUUGGCAAUGAUAAAAUUAUUAAAAAAAUAUAAAAAGUAAAGUCAAGUUUUGAGGUUUCUUCCUGAAAAACAAAAGCAAAAACAUGGCAAAUGAUAUAAAAUUUCGUGAAUUAAAUUACACUGUCAUUAAUCGAACAUUCAAGAAAUGUAAGUUCCUUUGUUAAAAUUAAUUCAUCAACUGUUGUAAUGGUAAAACAUUUACGUCAUAAUGUAAUUUUGACUUUAGCUUUAAAACAAGUUAUUAAAAAUAUCUCAGGAGAGUUCAAAUCAUGCGAGCUGACGGCUAUAAUGGGCACUAGUGGCAGUGGGAAAACAACGCUGCUAAACAUUCUGUCAGGUUUUGUAACUGAAAAUGUUACCGGGGUUCUAGAGUUCAACAGAGCAUCAAGAAGUCAAUCAUACAUUAUGCAAGAUGAGAACUUAAAUUUACUUCUUAGUGUCAAUGAAUCGAUGAUGUUCUCAAUUAAUUUGAAAUGUGGUUCGAAAUUGACGAGGGAAAAGAAGAAACAAAAAGUUGAUCAAAUUCUUGAGACACUCGGACUCGAACAACGAACUGAUGUUUUUGUGAAGAAUUUAAGUGGUGGACAAAGAAAGAGAUUGUCAAUUGCAAUUGAACUAGUUGAUGACCCUUCAAUUCUCUUCCUAGACGAACCAACCACUGGCUUAGAUUCUUCAUCAUCAUUGCAAUGUAUACGCUUAUUGAAGAAGCUUUCACAACAAGGCAAGACAAUUAUUUGCACAAUCCACACUCCUUCAGCGCUUCUCUUUCAAAUGUUUGACCAUCUUUAUGCAAUGACAGAUGGACGUUGCAUUUAUCAAGGUGGAACUAAUAAUCUGGUGCCUUUUUUGGCAGAUGCUGGUCUGAAUUGUCCACCUUCGUAUAAUCCAUCAGACUUUCUCAUGGAAAUUGCAACCGGCGAAUACGGUUCUCAAAACGAUGCACUUUCAAAAAUGAUACAGAAUGGUAGUAACGAAAGUUACCGAGUUGAAGCAAAUAACAAAGUGAAAAAAUAUGAAUUUGAAAUUAUAAAUGAAGAUUUUACCAAUCGCUUCUCAUCUUCAUUUAUGAAUCAGUUAAGCAAUUUAUUGUUACGCAAUUUUUUGAUGCUCUAUAGAGAUAAGGUUAUAAUGUGGUUACGGCUGGGGAUUCAUAUUGUGGUAGCUUUGAUAGUCGGAGCUUUCUUUGAAAAUACUGGAGGACAAGCAACGCGAAUCACAAACAACUUCCGACUUGUCUAUGCAAUUACACUUUUCCUAAUGUACACAAGUUUUUAUUCAUUAGCGACACGAUUUUCAUCAGAAAUUGCGAUUAUUAAAACGGAGCAUUUUAAUCGAUGGUAUUCAACAAGUGCUUAUUAUCUAGCUAUGACUAUUGCUGAUAUACCCUUGACAUUGGUAUGCUCGUUUAUUUUUGUUGCGACGGUUUACGUAAUGACUGAUCAACCGUUCGAAGAUUUUCGUUUCGCUUACUUUGUGAUGCUUCAAAUCUUGUCUAGUUUUAUUUCUCAAGGUCUUGGAUUGAUGAUUGGAUCAUUCUUUAAAUUAAUGAAUGCUCUUUACUUUGCUGCAGUAUUCUUGCCUGUGAUUGUUCUUUUUGGUGGUUUUAUGAUAACACAAAAAGAUGCUAACAAGUUCUUUUAUUGGAUCUUUGAGAUUUGUUAUACGAAGCAUGCUGGUGAUGCAACUCUAGUAUCAAUACUGGGAUAUAAUCGAUCGAAGCUGGAAUGCACCGAAGAAAUUUACUGUCACUUUGAGCGACCUCAAAAGUUCUUAGAGGAAAUUGAUUUUAAAGACGAGAUAUCAGUUGGAAAUAUUUCGGUUCUUAUAGCAUCAUUGAUUAUAUUUCGGUUAGUAGCAUUCUACAUGAUCAACCAUCGUCUUAAACAUUAAAUGUGGCAUAUUAAAUGUAAAUUCACAAUCGUACCUUCAUCCACGGAAUUUAGAACAAAAUAGUACACAAAUAGGUAAUAAAUUUAGGUAAAAAAGGAAAUUUCUAUUUUCACAUUCUUUUGAUAAUUAUGAGAAAUAAAAUUAAUUACAGGGAUGGGUUUUACUUUAACAAU
Molecule: messenger RNA, 2589 nt
Organism: Clunio marinus
Lineage: Eukaryota; Metazoa; Arthropoda; Insecta; Diptera; Chironomidae
Source: the annotation of a GenBank genome assembly